Aethalodelphis obliquidens (Pacific white-sided dolphin) is the source of this 2758-nucleotide messenger RNA. RefSeq names its product SWI/SNF related BAF chromatin remodeling complex subunit E1 (gene SMARCE1). Gene Ontology annotation, biological process: negative regulation of DNA-templated transcription. The transcript has 11 exons. The record is from RefSeq and is a predicted model, not a curated record. Lineage: Eukaryota; Metazoa; Chordata; Mammalia; Artiodactyla; Delphinidae. Bases 484 to 1719 code for a protein of 411 amino acids. Gene Ontology annotation, molecular function: nucleosomal DNA binding; nuclear receptor binding. Gene Ontology annotation, cellular component: SWI/SNF complex.
GCGCGCUUCCCGCUGCCUUCCGGCCCCGCGCGGGGAAGCUGAGGCCGCGCUCCCACCUCCCCUCGGCGCAGCCUCGCACCUCCCGCCGCGUCACCCGUCGCUGCUCCCGCUCCUCAACGGCCGCGGGGUUUGGGCCUACCUAGCGGUCGGGCCACCUCCGCUCUCUCCGCCGUGACGAAUCGGCGCCCGGCUGGCAAAUUACCCAAAUUCGGGGAGUUCUGAGAAACGUAUGGGGCCUGAAAAAAUCCUUGAUUGUACUAAGCACCACCGCGUCCCCACUAGAAGACUUAUUUUUCUUGAGAGAGUCGGUUGGAGCCUUGAAAGGAAUUAAGAAGAGUGUUGAAAGUGCGAGCGCGGAAGCUCCGGACGCGAGGGGCGGGGCGUGCGCGGGACAAAGGGAAGCGAGGCCGGAGCUGCGGGCGUUUUUUCUGCCCGCGGUGUCUCAGAUUCAUUCUUAAGGAACUGAGAACUUAAUCUUCCAAAAUGUCAAAAAGACCAUCUUAUGCCCCACCUCCCACCCCAGCUCCUGCAACACAAAUGCCCAGCACACCAGGGUUUGUGGGAUACAAUCCAUACAGUCAUCUCGCCUACAACAACUACAGGCUGGGAGGGAACCCGGGCACCAACAGCCGGGUCACGGCAUCCUCUGGUAUUACGAUUCCAAAACCCCCAAAGCCACCAGAUAAGCCGCUGAUGCCCUACAUGCGGUACAGCAGAAAGGUCUGGGACCAAGUAAAGGCUUCCAACCCUGACCUAAAGUUGUGGGAGAUUGGCAAGAUUAUUGGUGGCAUGUGGCGAGAUCUCACUGAUGAAGAAAAACAAGAAUAUUUAAACGAAUACGAAGCAGAAAAGAUAGAGUACAAUGAAUCUAUGAAGGCCUAUCAUAAUUCCCCCGCGUACCUUGCUUACAUAAAUGCAAAAAGUCGUGCAGAAGCUGCUUUAGAGGAAGAAAGUCGACAGAGACAGUCUCGCAUGGAGAAAGGAGAACCUUACAUGAGCAUUCAGCCUGCUGAAGAUCCAGAUGAUUAUGAUGAUGGCUUUUCAAUGAAGCACACAGCUACCGCCCGUUUCCAGAGAAAUCACCGCCUCAUCAGUGAAAUCCUUAGUGAGAGUGUGGUGCCAGACGUUCGGUCUGUUGUCACAACAGCUAGAAUGCAGGUCCUCAAACGACAGGUCCAGUCCUUAAUGGUUCAUCAGCGAAAACUAGAAGCUGAACUUCUUCAAAUAGAGGAGCGACACCAAGAAAAGAAGAGGAAAUUCCUGGAAAGCACAGAUUCAUUUAACAAUGAACUUAAAAGGUUGUGUGGUUUGAAAGUAGAAGUGGAUAUGGAAAAAAUUGCAGCUGAAAUUGCACAGGCCGAGGAACAGGCUCGCAAAAGGCAGGAGGAAAGGGAGAAAGAGGCAGCAGAGCAAGCUGAGCGCAGCCAGAGCAGUAUUGUUCCUGAGGAGGAGCCAGCAGCUAAUAAGACCGAAGAAAAGAAAGAAGACGAGAGCAUUCCGAUGGAGACAGAGGAGACACACCUUGAAGAAACGACGGAAAGCCAACAGAAUGGUGAAGAAGGCACGUCUACUCCUGAGGACAAGGAGAGCGGGCAGGAGGGGGUGGACAGUCUGGCAGAGGAAGGGACCAGUGAUAGUAACACUGGCUCAGAGAGCAACAGUGCAACUGUGGAGGAAGCACCAACAGACCCCGUACCAGAAGACGGGAAAAAAGAAUAAAUGUUGCCUUGUUUUAUGUGUUCUAAAUACUUUUUUAAAUGAAAAAAUGUUUUUCGAGUUUUAAUGGUGUUAUGUGGUUUGUGUAUUAAUUUUUAUCUUGUCCAUAUCAUACCACCAAAGGCUUUUGGACCAUUUAGCAUCAUGAGCUGAAUGGCACAGUCACCUUUCUUAAGCGGGAAGAAGAUGAUUCUUUUCUUUGGAUCUUGUUUCUAGCCCUCAACUGUUGAAAGCCGCAGAAUUUAAAUUAAUUGAGAAAAUGCCCACCUCUUUUAGAGAAGUAUCCUUUGAUGCUGCAGAAUCUACUCUUACAAAUGCCUUCCUACAGCUCACUUGGGUGCUUCCCAAAGCCAUAGCUUUAAACCUUCCCAGUGCCCAUCAACAGCUUCCUGAAGGGCCCCUUUCCUGUUUGCUUCCACAGAGAGUAGCUUCUUGAAAACAUAGUUGUGUGAGUUCACUUACCCUUUUUUUAUUUUGAAUCAAUGUCAGAUACCAAGAGUUGUGUUAAGGUGUUUUGUGUACCUACAGCCAACACUUGGAUUGUAUUGAUCCAGAAAUAGUCUUCAUAGUUACUGGCUUAUGAAAUAGUCAUUAAAGUGAACAUGACACGUAUACAUUUAUCUAUACUGCCUUUUGUUAUAAUUAAUAUUGGAUAUGUUCUGGUGAAUUCAUCCCUAUUGUACAGCGGGGGAAAAUUACUUUUUUACCAAGUUUUCCAAAGACAGAAUAGAUCACAAAGCUGAAGGAAUUGAAUAUUCUUGCAAUGGAGGAAGUAACUUCAAAAUGAUUAGCCCAUUCUAGAAGAAAAACAGCUGGGAAUUAAGUUCAUCCACUGGAAAUUGUUUUACAAUAAUCAAAACAUUUAAAACCUCAAGGCUCAGGAUCCCAUAGAUCAGAGCCUACCUUUUUGAUAAACUCUUAGUAAAGUCUUAGAGACCAGAAGCAAGAUAGUUUGUGACACAUGCAUUCCAAAAACUAGAAUAGAUUUUUACUGAAUAGUGGUAUAACUGGUGGUAUAUGUUUCUUAAAGGUCCAAAUGUAA